UUUUCUCGUAUUGAUUUGAAUCUUUACAAGCUAUGUCUUGUUGGUGACUGACUACCGUUAAAUGUCAGUGCUAGAGUAUGCUUUAACAUCGAGAAACCCAUUUGACAAACAUUGCUUGGUGCUGAGUUCAUCCUUUUGGAGAUUAAAAGCGAAAUCACCUAUUAAUUAAUCCCAGUGGCGGAGACAAGGACAUGGAAUCGAAGAUAGCAUGGUGAUGAAUUGAGAGACCGAAUCCGUUCAUCCUCGUGCCCCUCAGGUGAAGCAGACACGGCGCCCAGGUCCAGUUUUUCCGUUGAUCCGCACAUCUUUCCCACUCAGUGGAUGGAUCUGUUCAGCUGGAUACAGUUAAAUGGAGAUCCGAGUGUUAUUAGAAGGCUGCUGAGUUCCACCCUAACGUUGAAAGCUGUCAAAUGAGCGGUGGACCAAACAUCUCCAUCUUACCCAGUGUCUCCUUUCAAGUUCAUGAGUUUCAAUCUCUCACCACAUUUUCUUCAUUUGACUUCCUUUUAAUGUUUGGCUUAUUACUUGAGAUUGUGACAUCAGUCCUGCCUAGUCAGAUUUCAAGAAAGUGGUGAGCUCUCCCAAAUCGGGCUUUAUUUGCAAGACAAGAGUUUUUCCGAUGGACUGAAAUGGAUUCACCUCAAAUCAGAGAUGUCAGCAAUUUCCCAAGGCACCCUUGUUUUCAGCUUGUCUUAAUGAUGGACACUGUCCUUAGUACAUGAUGAGGGAUAAUUUUGGGAAGACCCAAAGAUGCCCAUUACCCAGGAAAAUGCUGGAUGUCACCUCUCUCUACUGGAAUGCUGGCUAAACACCCAGGCAGUACAAGAUCCAAGAAAUUCUAAACCACAUGUAUGCCGAGCAGCUGUCCAGAAGCUGGUGGAGUACAUCCAGCUAAACUUUAAUGAUGGGGCCAGUGCUCUGCAGAUUUGCACUGAGAAGGAGGGUAUGGAUCUGGAGGUGCGGGCUGUUUUUCUUACCAAAUCAGAUGAGGAUGAUGGAGAGUUUGGGUUGAGCUUUGGCAACAUUCCUAUUUUUGGCGACCCUGAAGGGAGGAAGAAGGGUGGAAGGCGACGACGUAGAAAGGGAGACAGAUUGCCUGUUCUUGAUGUGGGAUGUAUUUGGGUGACAGAAGUGAAGAAACAGACCCCAGCAGCAAGGUGUGGAGAAAUCAAGCUCAGAGAUGAGCUUCUUUCUCUCAAUGGGCAACUAAUGGUUGGGGUUGAUGUCACUGGAGCAAGUUAUCUCGCUGACCAGUGCUGGAAUGGCGGAUGCAUCUACUUGAUCAUGUUGCGUCGUAUCAAGCGUAAAGCUCCUCUUCCUCCUUGCAAUGGCAGCAGUGGUAUUGAACACAAGACCAACAUAUCUUCAGAAGCCGGAGGUAGUCCUGUCCAAAAUGGGAAGAGAACCCGUAAGUUUGGUGUUAUAUCUCGCACCACCUUAGCACGAGACAGCAAGGAAAACAGGGAUUCAGAUCAUGAAAAUGGAUACUGUACUUCCAUGGCUUUGGAAACAACAAGCCCAGAGGAGGAGCACUGUGAGGAGAAGUUGAGCUCAAGCCCAGAAGAGCAAAUUCUUAAUGGAGAUACCGCACUGGCAUUGACCUGUGAGCCUUCAAGAAUCCGCCACUUAGAAGGAGGGAAAAUGAACUCCAUUAGUAGCGAACACCCUGGCCAUCCACAGUCAAGAGAAGGGAGUCGGAUAUGGAAAAUGCAUAUGGUAAAAGGACAAGAUGGUUUGGGUAUCCAGAUUACAGGUGGACGAGGUUCAAAGAAGUCUCCACAUGGCAUCAUAGUGGCCCAUGUAGAGGAUGGUGGAGCUGCUCAAAGAAUAUCAUCAAGUCGAAAUUUGAUGGUUUCCAAAGUACUACUCUACCUGGAGAGGGAUGGAAGACUGAAGGCUGCUGAUGAACUGUUGAUGAUCAAUGGCCAGUCCCUGGUUGGUCUUUCUCAUCAAGAGGCAGUUGCAAUUCUGAGGUCCACUGCUGGCCUUGUUCAGCUUGUUGUUGCUAGUCGGGAGGCAUCUGAACUGGACUUUCACAAGUAUCCCUCCAGCAGUCUUCCAGACUUAGUUAGUACAUGCGCAUCCCUUGGCAUUUGCCCAUCUCCUACUGAGAAUAAAGAAAAUAUGGAGCCAGAUGUGGAAGAUUUAUCAUCUAGCUGCCUUUCUUUGUCAGCUCAAGACUCGAUUUUGGAAACAGAUAAGUUUCAAGAACACGGGCGGACUGAAGAGCCAAAAGGAUGCUGCAGAAGUCCAAUACCAAUGAAAUUCCGAAGUCGUUCCCAAGGUGGAGGAAGUCGCUUAGAGUCAGUAGGAGAAGAUGAUGAGCUGGUUGUUGAGAAUGGGGAUCUUAGUUGUGACUCACCAGACAAGCCUACACAAGGAGGCCGCAAGCACUCCCUCCCUCAACAGCUUGACACAGUGGGUAUUCGUCAGGAAUAUCAAAUCGUAAAGAAGUCGUCUCGCUCUCUCAGCACUGUUCAAGUUGAGUCUCCAUGGAGACUUGCCCAGCCUUCAAUUAUAUCCAACAUUGUAUUGAUGAAAGGGCAAGGCAAGGGCCUUGGGUUUAGUAUUGUUGGCGGUCAGGACUCGGCACGUGGACGAAUGGGAAUUUUUGUGAAGACAAUUUUUCCCAGUGGUGCGGCUGCUGCAGAUGGAAGGCUUAAGGAAGGGGAUGAAAUUCUAGAAGUGAAUGGUGAGUCUCUACAGGGGCUGACCCAUCAGCAAGCAAUCCAGACCUUUAAGCAACUGAAGAAGGGUGUUGUAACACUGACAGUGCGGACUCGACUACGUAGUCCUAGCCUAACUCCCUGUCCAACCCCCACAUUGCUGAGUCGUUCCAGCUCUCCCAACUCUAACACCAGUGGGGGUGGCACUCCAGUUCCCCUUGGAUCUGAAGAUGGAGAUGCUUUAUCUCGAAAGGGUCCAGGACCCAAAGAUUGCAUCAUUAUGGAAGUAACACUCAACAAAGAGCAUGGAGUUGGACUGGGAAUUGGAGCUUGCUGCUUGACUCUAGAGAAUAGUUCCCCUGGAAUUUAUAUCCAUAGCCUUGCACCAGGGUCAGUGGCAAAAAUGGACAGCAGACUCAGCCGUGGAGACCAGAUUCUUGAAGUGGACUCUGUGAGUCUGCGGCAUGCAGCUCUGAGCGAAGCAUAUGCCAUUCUUAGUGAAUGUGGACCUGGACCAGUUAGUCUGAUUAUCAGCCGGCACCCAAAUCCUAAGGUUUCUGAGCAGGAGAUGGAUGAAGCUAUUGCACGCACCACUCACAGAGAAAGCUUGAGUAAAGAAGGACAUUCUCCUCAUAUACUUGGCCCACCCUCCAAAAGCCCAUCUCCAAGUGUAAAAUCAAAGCAAAGUGAUGGCUCGUCCUCUCUCAGCUGGACAUUGAAACGCUUUCUUGAACCAGUAAGCAGGCAAGGAUCAGUUAGUUCUGAAACUGAGCUCUCUCAGUACUUUUCACAUGACAUCCCCAGUCAAUCUUCUUUCUCUGAUACCUUGGGAACAGGAUCAAGUGAUGAAGAGCAGCUCCGGCAUAAAAGCUGUGAUACUUCUUUAGACGAAAAUUCAAAUCUACCCAUCAGCUCAGUUGAUUUUAAAGAGCCAGCUUCAGUCACCAUGGAUGCAAGCCAUAUUUCACCUGGGAGUAAUGGGAAUGCAAAAGGUCCUGCAAGGAGACAUGUGGAUAUUGUACAGCAGAAAAGUGUAACCAAUAGUCCUAACUCCGUGCGCAGCCCUUUGCUGAGACAGAGGCAUGUAAUAUGCUAUGAAGAUGAUAUGAGUGAUGAUGAAGAUGAUGAUAUGGCACAUGCAGAAAAACAUGGCUCCCUCCUCAGGUUUAGGAGACCUCUUAAAGGUGGCAUAAAAGGAUUCAAUAAUACAGUAAAGAGUAUGCCAGAAGAUGCUUCUGGAAUAAUAAUUGCUACUUCUUCUGUUGAAGUAGAUGAUGAAAGUCAAGACAGUAGUGAGAUGCAUAGAAGCUUUAGUGGGGAAGUGCCUACAUCACUCUGUGGAAGCUCCAUUGAGUCAGCGGAUGGAAAAAUAGCAGACCAACCAUCACAGGGUUCUGAAUCUCCUUUCAUGCCAAUUCGUUCUUUUGAAUAUGAAGGUAGUAACAACAAUCUUGGAAUUAAAAAGGAGAAUCAAUGGGAGGGCCAACUAGAAUCAAAGCGUUCACCCAAAUUAGAGCAUAAGGCUGUCACUAGAGUCAAAAGCAUGAUGAGCAUUGAGUGUCCAAAUGUGUCUCAUCGAAUGAAGAAUGAGGACCACAAUUGCCAGACUGCAAACAAGGUGAUGCCUCGACCUCUACCCCACAGCAAAAAACUUGAAGGAGAUGAUUUCAUAGGGGCCUAUUACUUUGAAACAGUUCAGCUAGUAAGGAAAGAGUCUGAGUCAUUUGGUCUUGACUUGGAGAUCAAACCGGUGCCUUUGAAGAUGAUGAUAACAGGCUUAAGGCCAGGUGGUGCAGCUGAAAGGGAAUCCUCAGGAAAGCUGAGCCCCGGCGAUGAGAUUGUAGCGAUUGGCGGUACAUUGAUCAGCUGCAUGUCCUACCAGGAUCUCUGCAACCUCAUGCACAGUCUGCCCAUCACGCUGACAUUUGAAGUCAAGAAGUCAGUGUCUGCUGUCGAUAGAUUAUCCAGCCUAAUGAUGUCAUCAGUUUCUGAUGGACCACCAAGAUCAGGUCACAUUUCUCUUUCAAGUACCGAACAAAACACUGCUGCCAGUUUCCUGAAGGAGCCCUCUGACCAUCAAGAGUGUACAAAUUAUGGUUCUGUGCUGCCACCUGAAGAUGAACCUGUAAAAUUGCAAGACAUUAAAACUGAUUCAUUACAGAAGGAUGAAAAAACAGACAAUCCAGUUACUUACAUUGAUGAUUUUAUAAAUGAACUAGCCUCAAAAGAGGAGUCUUCUAAGGCAUUAUCUUCAGCAAAUGAAACAAAUGCACAGGAAAUCCCUAAUUCCUGCACAUUAAGCAAUUUGACACCUUCAAGCAAUCUCGAUGUAUCACAGACACUACCGAAUAGCCUUGACUUUUCAGUUUUGGAUGCUGGCAAUACCAACAAGUUAUUCAACGUAAACAAGGGCUUUUUAAAUAACUAUUCCCGAAACUUUAACAGUCUGUCUGAAGAGGUGUUUAGUCAUUUGAAAAAUGUGGAAGAGCUUGAAGACUUUGGAAAAUCAAUGUAUGACAAGGCCGAAGAUAGCGAUUCAGAAACGGAAAGCCUGGAAACACCAGUCAAAUGCCAAACUUCCCUGCAGAUCACAGAUUCAGAUGAGGAGCAGGUUGAAAUUUGUUAUAGUGUGUCUCUCAACCCUGGCGGAUAUUCUGUAGCUAAAGAUGAAGACAGUAGUUCAACAAAAGAUGGUAGUUCACUUCAAUUUAUGGAGCCUACUCUUUCAAACUCGGAUUCCAAUUUCUGUAAAAAGAAACUGAUGAAGACCCACUCGGAGCCACUGCAGGUUUCAUCUUCAGUUUUGGAGCAAACAGACAGACAGAGCAGUGAAACAAUCGUGGGAUCUAGUAUGACCAAAAUGACACACUCUCCAAACUUCACUUUCAAGCCCAGCAGUGCAUUUUACACUCCAGGUAAAGACUUUGUGAUCGACGAUGAAAUUAAAAAUCAGUCUUUCGCAGAUGGUCUAUCAGCUGUUGAUACUGACAGGCUACAUAACCCUGAAGACACUGACUUAAGUACUUGUGGUAAAGAUAUGUUACUGGAAAAAACACAAGUUACAAAAGAAGAGAACUAUGAAAUGUGCAAAGAGUCUAUUAUACCUGUUGAAGUUUUUCCUCCUUUAGCAGCUCCAUCACUGUUAUCAUCCCCACCAUUAGUAACUGAUUCAAACAGUGUAGUUGUUAACACCACUAAGGUGGGCAAAAAAAAGAUGCCUGCUUUAAGCGGAAAAGAGAAAGACAACGAAAAGGGAAUGACCACAUAUGGUGCAAAAAUAUCUUCUUCUCAUAUGUUAACCAACCAGAGUCACAGGGCAGUUCAGAUGUCAAGCGAAUUAACAAAUGUCACUCAAGCAAAUAGCAAAACAAAACUACAAGAAAAAACCCAACGGUCAAAUGCAGCACCCAAAUUGAAAGGGCUUUGCAUUAAAAGUAAAAGCAGAACACAAGAUCUCUCGAAAAGUGAAAUCACAAAAUUUGAAGGGUUAUCUCAAAAGAAGACACCUGUCACUCAGCAGCAGUCACCUAAGCUCCAGGCCAAAAGAGUGUCUGUGACUUACAGCUUGAAAUCAAGUAAGCAGUCAGAAAAGGAAUCGCUGGCAGAUGGAAGUGCAGACACUGACCACCCGAAAGAAAGCAACACAUUGGAACUGGCUCAUUCACACAUUAAUAUUACUGUAGAUAAAAGUGAAAUACUAGCCCAAACAAAUGGGCCCUUGAAGGGUGUUAAGGUGACAUGCAGGAAAUCAGAAGCCCUUGAUUUACAGGAAGAUGCUGUUCCAUCAAAUGUCCCUCUUAAGGAGCAGUGUGAAGCAGCUUUACCACAAAGAAGUUUCAUUGAAGUCCGGCUUUCAUCGUCUUCUUUAUUGUCAUCUUCCACUACACCACUGUCAGUGACACAUUCAGAACAUGGAGGGAGCACUGAUAAACAUAAAACACUUGAUAUCCAUGAUCCAUGCCCCACAAUGCACCUGGAAUGGAGUGCUGCAUGUGACCGUGAGAAGGCCAGUGAUAAACCUCAUAUGCAGCAAGAUAUGAUUUGUACGAUGGCCAACGGGUUAUCUUGUGAAAACGCUUCUUUGUGCAUGUCAGGUGAUGUGCCUAAGCACGAGCUGCAGACUUUGAGUGUGGUCAAGGUAGCAGAACUAGAUGCACCGAAUUUGCCUGCCAAUAAGGUUCUUGUUAACACCAGACAAUCUGUGGAUGUUUUGAAAGGUUCAAAGAAAACAGAAAAUGAUGAACAAAUAAAGCUUAAUAAGUUGAAAACAGAUAUCAUGAAGAUGGAAAGAAGGAGUUACUCCACUGAUGGAGCUCUGCCUGCAGAUCAUAAUUCUUUUUCUGUACGGCAAAGGAUCAAGUCAUUUGAAAACCUAGCUAGUUUUGAUAAGCCAGUUGUAAAAGCCAUAGAACUACAAUCUUCCAGUCUGGCCUCCAAACCUCCAAUUGGCAGGAGGUCCUCAAGCAGCAUCAUUUCCCCUAGUGUUGCCAACCAUUCAGUAGAUGGAAUGCGCUCAUUGAGACGGAGUUUAAGCUCGUGUGCUGAAGGUUCCAGCGAAGCCGCUUUGACAUCCCCUAACCUGAUUAAGUCACCAUCCAUUGUAACACUUGACAGCUAUGAAUCCACUGCUACAGAGAAUAUGAGUGAAUCUCAAAGUACAAAUAAGGAAGCAAGUCAUUUUCCUGGUACUGGUCAAGAUGCUACGCCAAACACUCCUCCAGUGACUCGAAGCAGAAAUCUGAGGGGUCAGUCAUCUUUGUCUCGGUCUAGACUCAGGGAGAUUAGGGCUCUGAGUAUGCCCGACCUAGACAAAUUGUGCACUGAGGACUUUUCCACAGAACCUAGCAUUGUCACUUUUAAAACUGAACUGGAAAUUAGACCUAGGCGAUUUCAGGAAGCUCAGACUGAAAGCCUCAGUAGUCUAAACUCCACAUCGGGGCAAGUGAGGGUGAACAGAACUUUGAAGUGCAGUUUAAGCAGUGGCACUGGGACAUCUGGGUCUAUUUCUGAUGAGGAAACUCCUCAAGAUAAUUCAGACCAAUCUUUAAAUAAGAGCUGGUCGAUCAGUCUUAUCGAAUUAUCAUUUUCCACACUUGAUCAAAGCAGACUUCAGAGUGUUUUGACCUUUUUGAUGUCUAAAGCAAAUGUGGAAUCACUAAUCGCGGAAGCCAAGGCUCUGUCUGAGGGAAAAGAAAUAAUCUUUGUAGUUCUGGUCAAAGAAGAAGGUUCAGGCCUGGGUUUCAGCAUUGCAGGAGGUGUUGACUUGGAGCAAAAGUUUAUAACAGUUCAUCGAGUGUUUUCAAAGGGUGCAGCCAGCCUGGAGGGAACAAUUCAGCGAGGAGAUCACAUUAUCUCAAUCAAUGGAGUUUCCCUGACAGGAUCUUCUCAUGGCGAUGCUCUUUCAGCCUUGCACCAGGCCCGACUGCCAACACAGGCGCUAGUCGUUAUUAGAAGAUGGAUGGAGGCGCUGCCAACAUCGUCCGGACAAGAAGAGGAAAAUUUGAGAACAAGACUGACACAGUCGACAGGAAAGACUUCAGAUUUAGAUGUGAGCAACGCUGUGAAGGUGGAACUUCAAAAGACAUCUGCUGGCCUGGGAUUCAGCCUUGAUGGAGGCAAAGCUUCAAUCUAUGGUGACCGGCCUCUGUAUAUUAAACGCAUUUUUAAAGGUGGUGCUGCAGAGCUGUCUAGAGCCAUUGACAUCGGAGAUGAAGUCCUGGCCAUCAAUGGCAAAUCCCUGCAGGGUCUCAUGCAUUAUGACGCUUGGAACAUUAUCAAGGCUGUCUCGGUGGGGCCAGUGCAGCUACUUAUCAAGAAAAAUAAGACUUUGGUAUGACGAUAAGGCCCGUGGCUCAUUUGUAUAUAGUAGCUUAAGAGGAACUGUAAAACACUGUGGUGCCAAAAGGGUGGUUGCCAGAGUAUAGUGUAUAUAAAGCAUCUAUGCGUUUUAACUUUUUACAUUGAAAUAUGACUUUAUUGUAUAUAAGAAUAUAUUUAUGUACAUAUCUUUUUUCCUAAUCAAGUAUUUACGCAAUUUCUGCUGCUAAAGUAGUUACCCAUAAUACAUUUCGAGAUGAUGGCAGUUUAUAAAUCAAUUGGGAAAAAAUGUAUGGUUUUUUUUUUUUUCCUUUGGCUGUCUUGACUCUGCAGACAGGUGUUCAUAAUAAUUUAAUGUUGUAAAUGUUUCUUUAUAUAUUAAAAAGCAUUAAUUUGGCUUGUCACA
Messenger RNA from Polypterus senegalus (gray bichir), 8889 nucleotides. It is a transcript of the gene pdzd2, whose product is annotated as PDZ domain containing 2. The record is from RefSeq and is a predicted model, not a curated record. The transcript is spliced from 26 exons. The coding region runs from base 751 to 8502 and encodes 2583 amino acids. Gene Ontology annotation, molecular function: protein binding. NCBI's taxonomy places the organism in Eukaryota, Metazoa, Chordata, Cladistia, Polypteriformes, Polypteridae.